Molecule: messenger RNA, 918 nt
Organism: Amoebophrya sp. A25
Lineage: Eukaryota; Dinophyceae; Syndiniales; Amoebophryaceae
Source: the annotation of a GenBank genome assembly
GAGAAGCAUCUAGUACUGCUGCAUCGAGCUCGAGGGGAUCUGCUAGACAGCAUAUUAGUGGAAACACUGAUUUUUCGGCGUCAGGGAGCAGAUCAUCAAGCUCGAAGCCAAGAAGAAGAACUAAUGCAUCUUCAAAAGACGUGGGACAGAAUUCGAAAAUACAGAGGAUCCUAAACCGCGACAACGACCCACCCUUCCUGGUCAAGGAUCACGACGAAGAAUUUUCCGCAACAUCAACAGCUGCUACUGGAGGUCUGCUUUUGCAAGAAGAAACUACACCCAUUGGAGGAGAGCAGCAGGUGCAGGUGCCUUCAGUUUCAUCCACGUCAUCGCAAACGCAAGCUCCGGCUUCUUCAACUUCAUCUAAGCUAGGUGGAGGUAGCGCCCAAACUACCAGUAAAAGUGCGGCAUUGGUCGAGGAGACACGUUCGUCCUCUUCUAAAGUAGCCUCAUCAACUACAUUCAGUAAGACCACAGUGAAGAAGCAACAGGCACUGUCUUUCCAAGUGGGCGUGAAAAGUGCUUCUACUGAGCACGAGCAGAAGGAAACUCAAAAUAGAACUUCAAACUCAAUUCGCGCUACUGGUGCUACCACCUUAGAUAGUACCAUAACCACGUCUUCAAGAAAGACUAAUAGUACACAACAACCCUUAGUGGAGGACCAAGUCCACGAUGCGGAGGUGGGCGAAGCAGGGUACGCUACUUCAGAAGCAAACUACAAUGGUAGGCCUAGUACUAAAGUAGUUCUUGAGGAGAAGAUUCAACAUGAAGAUCCAAGAUCUUCAUCUUACGAGGAUUAUUCUGUGUCGUCAACACAAGGACAGACAGGAGAUAUGUUCGCACAAGGACAGACAGACAAUGUGUUGUCCUCACGAGAACAGAUUGCCGAAGGUGUGCUCUCAACACAAGGACAGGUAG